Messenger RNA from Microtus ochrogaster (prairie vole), 2234 nucleotides. RefSeq names its product RAS like family 11 member A (gene Rasl11a). Lineage: Eukaryota; Metazoa; Chordata; Mammalia; Rodentia; Cricetidae. Gene Ontology annotation, molecular function: GTP binding; GTPase activity. The record is from RefSeq and is a predicted model, not a curated record.
GGACGAGCCAGCAGUUAGCUGCCAGACCGGAGUGGGUCUGGCGGAGCAAGCCAGCCUCUCAUUUCCCUAGGGUUCCUAAAUUCUCUGCUACCGCCUCAGAGAGCUUAAUCAAGCUUGUCAAACUGCCCUAGAUUAAGAACAGAAGUAAAUGCUGCACUGAGCCAUUCAGUUCUGUGUGGUUUGUCAUGCCAUGCAAGCUGAUAAGCCCGGGAUAGAGAAAGGGAAUGACUAAGGGUAGGGCUGUCUCGGAGGCAGUCGGGCACAUGAGAGGGAACCACAGGAGACUGCAAGGCUUCUGUCCCGUUAUGGUGGGAUCCAAGAACCAGCCAUAUUUAUCUCCUGUGCCCCCUUCCUCCUCACACCCUCUAUCCUAAAUUCCACCAGUACCUUUCAGGAAAACGCAUGAACUACUAGUAAAGUAGAUCCAGGAGCCAAGUGCGCAGGGUGGUAUUUACCGGGGUCAAUCAGGCCAGAAUCAAGCUCCCUGAGUCUGAGUCAGUUCACCCUAGAACUGCAGAAAAGGGACUGCCUGGGUUUGGAUGCUGAGCUGCAGGCAACGACUGCCCCCUAAGGGAGGUCACAGGUAAGUGACUGCAAUUACCUUGAUUGAUACUGAAUGAGUAAAUUUAUUUUUAUUAUUAUUUAUUUAUUUAUAGAUGUACGUUUGAGACAGGGUCUUAUGUAGUCCAUGCUGACCUCGAAUUCAAACCUUAUUGUAGCCAAGGAGGACCUUGAACUUCUGACCCUCCUGUCUCCACCACCUAGAGUAGCAGGUGUGUAUGCCAGCACACCCAGUUUACAGGGUGCUUAAGAUCAAAUCUAGAGUUCCUGUCAGCACUCUGACAAUCAAAGGCACAAAAAAAAAAAAUGGAUCUCUUCUUCCCAAUUUCCCACAAACAUCCAGUCAGUUGCCGCUUUUGCUCUUUCUGGGGGUUCAGCUCCACUCUCAGGUUCAUGCUCCAGGCUAGUGGUCCAGGCUGACCGCCGCGGCAGCGGGUGCCAUCAGGACCCGGCAGGCACAAUUUGAGCAGAGACUCCCUUGGGCUCCAUCGCCUGGGACCCGCGCAGCUGGGUGAGCUGAGCGCGUCAGGCAGCCAGGUGGUGCGCACGCCCGCGGGUGACGGUCCCCUGCGCGUGCGACUCCCACCCCUCCAGGAAGGGGCGGGGAGUAGGAGGCGCUAAAGGCGGCCACCACACUCCCCGAGCUCUUUAAAAACCGAGAGCCGGGGACAACUCUGCUGGCCGCGCCGCAUCCUGGCGCCCUGAGUUGCCGCGUGUCCAGUCGGCUAUCCUGCAGCGCGGUCCCGGGACGCGCCCAUGCGUCCACCAACCAUGUCUGGGCACUUUCUGCUGGCUCCCAUUCCCGAAUCCUCCUCCGACUACCUCCUGCCCAAGGACAUCAAACUGGCGGUGCUGGGCGCGGGUCGUGUAGGCAAAAGCGCAAUGAUUGUGCGCUUCUUAACAAAGAGAUUCAUCGGCGACUACGAACCCAACACAGGCAAACUGUAUUCAAGACUCGUCUAUGUGGAGGGGGACCAGCUAUCUCUGCAGAUCCAGGACACUCCGGGGGGUAUCCAGGCCCAAGACAACCUCAGUCAAACGGUGGAUUCCCUGUCUAAGUGCGUGCAGUGGGCCGAGGGCUUUCUGCUGGUCUAUUCCAUCACAGACUAUGAGAGCUACCAGUCCAUUCGGCCCCUUUACCAGAAUAUCCGGAAGGUCCACCCUGAUGGGAAAGCCCCUGUCAUCAUCGUGGGCAACAAAGCAGACCUUUUGCAUGGCCGGCAGGUGCAGACACAGGACGGUCUUCAGCUAGCCAAUGAGCUAGGCAGUCUCUUCCUUGAAAUUUCCACUAGUGAAAACUACGAAGACGUCUGUGACGUGUUUCAACAUCUCUGCAAAGAAGUGAGCAAGCUGCACAGUCUCAGUGGGGAGCGGAGGAGGGCCUCCAUCAUCCCCCGGCCUCGCUCCCCCAACAUGCAGGACCUGAAGAGGCGCUUCAGGCAGGCCCUGUCCUCCAAAGUAAAAGCCCCCUCUGCUCUGGGUUGAGCCAUCUCAGAUAGACUGGUGACUUUUAUUAUUAUUAUUAUUAUUAUUAAGCAUUUGUGCAGCCACAAAGACUGGGCCUUUCCCCUUUAAAACAUAUUGAGAGUUUAUUUUUAUAAUGAUUUUAUUGGUUUUCAAGUGUAUGUGUAUUUCUGAAAAUUCAAACAAUGAUUGACUAGAAGUUGGAUUUU